GCGAUUGAUCCGCUUCGCCUAUCCAAACCAACCCGUUAUCUUCAAAAUGCAGAAUGCAGCAGCGGUGGUACCGCCAUCCUCCGUCCUCCACUACCACCACCACCAUCACCACCUCUUAUCCCUCUUCAGAUCCUCAGAAACAAUAGAAGAAGCUAAGACGCUUCACUGUUUAUCUCUCAAAACCGGUACUUUCAAUCACUCUUCCGUCUCUUCCCGCCUUCUCUCCCUCUACACCGCCCGACCUAUCAACGACCUAACCUACGCUCGCUCCGUUUUCGAUAGGAUCCAAAGCCCUUCUCUCCCCUUAUGGAACAUGAUGAUCAAAUGCUACGUCGAAAACCAUCGCUCCCACGAAGCAAUCCGUUUGUUCUCUCAUCUUCUCACUGAGUUCUCCCCCGAUAACUUCACGUUGCCUUGCGUCUUAAAGGGCUGUUCUCGUCUGUGUGCGGUUGAAGAAGGGAAGCAAAUCCAUGGGGUUUCUCUGAAGCUUGGUCUCACCUCGGAUAAGUUCGUUCAGAGCAGUUUGGUGAGUUUGUAUUCGAAAUGUGGCGUCCUUGACUGUGCACGCAAGGUGUUUGAUAAAAUGUCUGAGAAAGAUUUGGUUUCUUGGAACUCUUUGAUUGACGGUUACGCUCGUAGCGGCGACGUUGAAACCGCAAUGAACCUGUUCGAUGAAAUUCCCGACAGAGAUUCGUAUUCCUGGACCGCCUUGCUCCACGGGUUCUCGAAAUCAGGGCAAAUCGAGGCUGCUAGAGAUGUGUUUGAUAAGAUGCCAACAAAGAGUUUGGUGGCAUGGAACGCGAUGAUCAACGCGUAUAUGAGAUCAGGGGAUUUCGAAUCAGCUUGUGGACUGUUUAAGAUCAUGCCUGAGAGGAAUUUGAUCACGUGGAACACAGUUAUUGGGGGAUACGAGAGUAAUGGUCGGUUUGAAGAAGCUUUGAGUAUGUUUGUCAGAAUGUUAAAGGAGGAAGAUGAUCUGAAGCCUAACGAUGCAACAUAUACAAGUCUAAUCUCUGCCGUGGCUGCAUCCGCUAUUCUUAGCACAGCAAAAUGGGUUCAUUCGUACAUGGUCAAGAACGGGAUUGGAUCCGAUGGUGUGAUGGGGACUUUGCUGAUAGAAAUGUAUUCCAAGUGUGGAAGCAUCGAGAGUGCUUUAACAACAUUCAGAUCGAUACAUAGAAAGAAGUUGGGUCAUUGGAACUCGGUUAUUGUUGGACUAGGGAUGCACGGGAUGUCGGAUGUAGCGUUGGAACUAUUCAAACAGAUGCAAGAUAGUGGCAUCAAGCCCAACGCAGUGACCUUUGUAGGGUUGUUGAACGCUUGUAGUCACGUCGGAUAUGUAGAUGAAGCUCGUUUCUACUUUGAUUUGAUGGUAAAAGAGUAUAAAGUUGAGCGUAAGAUUGAGCAUUACGGUUGCCUAGUUGAUGCGUUAUGCAGGACUGGGAAUCUCCGAGAGGCGAAAACCACUAUCCAAAACAUGCCAAUGAGACCAAACAAAGUAAUCUGGAUGAGCCUUUUACGCGGAGCCAGGAACUAUUUAGAUAUUGAGAUGGGUGAGUACGCGGCGCAUCAUUUGAUAGAUUCAGCUCCAGAGUCCCAUGUUCCUCUGUCGAAUAUGUAUGCAGCUGCGGGAAAAUGGGAGAAAGUUUCCGAAGUCAGAGAGACUAUGAAGAAGAAAAGGAUCAAGAAGAAAGCAGGCUGGAGUUUGAUUGAGCAAAAAGGUGUGAUUCACAGAUUUAUUGUAGGAGACAGAUCGCAUCCACAAACAGUGGAAAUAUAUGCAAAGUUAAAGGAGAUGAGGGAGAAGCUGAAAGCGGCGGGCCACAUCGCGGAUACUAGACAGGUUCUGUUGCGGAUAGAAGACGAGAAAGAGAAAGAGGUUGAACUGGAGCUGCAUAGUGAGAGAUUGGCUAUAGCUUACGCUCUAAUCAACAACAGCAACGGUCCAAUAAGGGUUCUGAAAAACCUAACGGUAUGUAAUGAUUGUCAUUCUGUGACUAAGUUGCUAUCUCGUAUCUAUCAACGAGAUAUCAUUGUGAGAGACAAUAGUAGAUUCCAUCACUUCAGAGACGGAUCUUGUUCUUGCAAUGACUUCUGGUGAUUGGAGUUCACUUCUUUGUUCAGAGACAUGUAUCAUUUUUCUGUUGGGUUUACGAAGAGUUAUAAAAGUUACGCUGGUUUCUGUUUA
This is a messenger RNA of Raphanus sativus (radish), 2188 nucleotides long. Its product is annotated as pentatricopeptide repeat-containing protein At1g08070, chloroplastic. The transcript has a single exon. Lineage: Eukaryota; Viridiplantae; Streptophyta; Magnoliopsida; Brassicales; Brassicaceae. Gene Ontology annotation, molecular function: RNA binding; zinc ion binding; protein binding. Gene Ontology annotation, biological process: RNA modification. The record is from RefSeq and is a predicted model, not a curated record. The coding region runs from base 47 to 2101 and encodes 684 amino acids.